Molecule: messenger RNA, 3573 nt
Organism: Mus pahari (shrew mouse)
Lineage: Eukaryota; Metazoa; Chordata; Mammalia; Rodentia; Muridae
Gene: Napg
Product: NSF attachment protein gamma
Exons: 12
Coding region: 98-1036 (312 amino acids)
Biological process (GO): intracellular protein transport
Cellular component (GO): SNARE complex; vacuolar membrane
Molecular function (GO): syntaxin binding; soluble NSF attachment protein activity
Source: RefSeq, a predicted model, not a curated record
UCCCGGCUUCCUCCGCGGCGUUCCCACGCUGACGCUCCGGGGGUUUUUGCUGAGAUCUAGGCGGCCCCUCUCUUCGCGUCAGCCAGCGACCGAGGCGAUGGCAGCCCAGAAGAUCAACGAGGGGCUGGAGCAUCUGGCCAAGGCCGAGAAGUACCUGAAAACUGGUUUUUUGAAGUGGAAGCCGGACUAUGACAGCGCUGCUUCUGAAUAUGGAAAAGCAGCUGUUGCUUUUAAAAAUGCCAAACAAUUUGAGCAAGCAAAAGAUGCCUGCCUACGGGAAGCUGUUGCCCAUGAAAAUAACAGGGCUCUUUUUCAUGCUGCCAAAGCUUAUGAGCAAGCUGGCAUGAUGCUGAAGGAGAUGCAGAAACUGCCUGAGGCCGUGCAGCUGAUCGAGAAAGCCAGCAUGAUGUACCUGGAGAAUGGCACCCCAGAUACAGCAGCCAUGGCCCUGGAGCGGGCUGGAAAGCUCAUAGAAAAUAUAGAUCCAGAGAAGGCUGUACAGUUGUAUCAGCAGACUGCGAAUGUGUUUGAAAAUGAGGAGCGCCUCCGACAGGCAGUUGAACUCCUAGGAAAGGCCUCCAGACUGCUGGUACGAGGGCGGAGGUUUGAUGAAGCUGCACUGUCUAUUCAGAAAGAAAAAAAUAUUUAUAAGGAAAUUGAGAACUACCCAACUUGUUAUAAGAAGACAAUUGCUCAGGUCUUAGUUCAUCUACACAGAAAUGACUACGUGGCUGCAGAGAGGUGCGUCAGGGAGAGCUACAGCAUACCAGGGUUUAAUGGCAGUGAAGACUGCGCAGCGCUGGAACAGCUCCUGGAGGGCUAUGACCAGCAAGACCAAGACCAAGUAUCCGAGGUCUGCAACUCGCCCCUUUUCAAAUACAUGGACAAUGAUUACGCUAAGCUGGGCCUAAGCUUGGUGGUCCCAGGAGGAGGAAUCAAGAAGAAGUCCCCAGCGACACCCCAGGCCAAGCCUGAUGGUGCUGCCAGCACAGCUGCUGAAGAGGAGGAAGAUGAGUACUCAGGAGGCCUGUGCUAGUAUCCUGCCUACAGAGUUGAGGAGACAGGAAUCCUGACACGCCAUUUUUGUGGAAUUAGGACUCAUUUUGUGGGCAUCUGCUUCACUGAAAUUCUGAUGUUGAAUGUUAAUAUCUAUGAAGUUUCAGUUUACCAUUUCCCCAAACCAGCCGUUGUAUCUAUACCUGUGAAGCAUUUUUCCCUUUCCAUUGCAAGGAGAGAACACUGUCAUAUUUUAAUAAUUGAUUUUAAAAUCUAUAGACCAAAUUCUAGGUAAAUUAUAUCAUAAGCAAAGCAGGAGACAGGUACACUUAUAGUCUUUUCUCUUGGGUUCUUAUAAUUUAUUGUUAGAUAAUUUUCUUUGCAUUUUAUUUAAUGUCACUUCUAAAUGUGCUGGGGUUUUGGUAAAAAAAAAUAAUAAUGUCAAACUGGUCUGGUUCUUUCCAUGCUGUCACUUGGUGCCCACGCAUGUCCCCACUAAGAGUGUCAGCAAUGCCAAAAAGAGAGGCAGACAGCGGGUCCUCAGCAGAUGCUCCUCCAGACUCAUCAUUAGAUGUCUGACUGUGGAGAUAGUGCAUGGCCCCACCUUACUCUGCUGAUGUGACCAUUGAUGGUCACAGAGCAAGCGGAAACGUGGUUGUUCCCUCACAGGCUGUUUUUAUGCGUGUGGAGUAUCAGACCCAGAUUGGAUGUGCUACUCAGUGACCUAGAAAUGGCACUGUCAGCUCCUCCCAUUCUCUCUGUCCACUUGCAUUGUACCCGAGCCUUGCUGGCACCGUGGACCAUGAAGAAGCAGAACAAAAACACAUGAGAGACUCUUUUUCUAGGGAUAUAAAACAUAAGAAUAAACAACAUACUUCAAUGGAGUAGGGCCUUAUCUCAAGGUGAAAAGGAAAUUUAUCCGUCAUCAUAUUAGAUACAUUCAAAUUGUUGAGUCUUUUCAGAAACAAGCUUUGGGCAAAAGCUUUAUAAUUUUUAGCUCAGUAGCCCUUGUGUGUGACUAUAAAAUAUGGAAGGUAGCAUAUUAAAGUGCUGUUGUAAAUGUCUUCAGCCCUCCCCAAAGUGUUGCUAUUUCUUUUUUCUUAAGAACAAAAAGUACGACUGUUCAAACCUACUGGGCUCUUGACCAAAAUAGGACUAGGUAAGACGAUUUAUAUUUAUCUAGAAUGACAGGUAAUGUUCCUGCCAGUCUAGUAUGCAUGCAUUUCUUACCUCCAGAGUAUUUUGGUUCGGAGUUAAUAAUUAAACAUGAGUUAUGCUAGAUACUGCAAAAAAUAAAAAGUUACCCAAGAGGGAAAAAACUGGUUUUGAGAGAUACAUUUGGACUGGGUUGCCAGUCUUUCAUACCGCACAGUUCUCCCAUGGCUAUCUCCUAAAGUUAGUUUUGAAGCAUUCCUCUUUUUGCCCAGUAUGGCUAAGGCCCAUUCAUGCUUCGUGAACUGACGGAGUUGCAAGCAGCAGUGCCUGCUAGAGAGUGUGCUGACCGGAAUAUGACUGUCACCAUGUUCCACCAGGAAUAAAGUACACUUAGUCAUGCUCGAUUUCUGAGACCUAGGAAAAGCAUUGCUACGGUACUGGUCCCCGUGUUGUGGGAAUGCACCUACAGACUUGCAUCCUCUGAGUGGCUGGGUGUCACUGAACAAUCCCUUUGCAAGUUGCAGGUUGCAGGUCUGACAAAAAACACUAAUACAAGGUUUAUGCUUUCCCCUAAGUUACCUGCACCGUUCUUUUGGUCACCAGCUCAUUCUCUUUAAUUGCAUUGAGAUUAUGAAUAAAACUGUCUUCUAGAUUUUUAUUUAAAAAGGAAAUUGGUAUUUCCAAGAUCAAUGUUAUGUUUACCUUUCAGUCCAACCAGAAAUAUUGGUGCUUGUUUAAGCAGAUUAGCAGACUUUUAAAAUAUAUUUGAUGGUACUCAGAAGUUACAUUAGACUGUUAUGGCCAAGGUUAUUCAAUAAAACCAUGUGGAGGGUCAGCUUUACUUCCAUGUGGAAGGUCAGUUUUACUUGUAUCCACCAUAAACAAAACAUCAGCUGUCAGUGCACUCUGAAGCAACAGUGAACUUGGUUUUAAACAGCAGGGGUAUUUAGGCAGUGCCCACCUCCCACCACACCCAUUAGGAACCAGCAUGCAGGAUUCAGAGCUCAUUUUUUCCCUGUCAGGUUAUACUGCGUGAUGUCUCAGGAGCAUUUGUCCCUCAUGUGCACAUUUUAUUUUUCUACUUGUAUUAAGUCUUCAUUCUUGUGAGCUUCGUCAGAAAUGGAAACCGUGGUCUUUACAGCAAGCAGCGCUCUAGCGCCCUCCCUAGGAAAGCCUGCAUGGGUGUGCUCAGAAUCUCCUAGUGUUUAGUGCUGUUCUGUAGUGAGUGAAGGCAGCCAGCAGAGCACAUUUAAUAUAUUGAAUUUGUAAAUAUGCAGAGUAUAGUAUUUGUGUAUGGAAUCUGUGCAUUAUCAUAUUUUUUCAGCUUUUUGGUGAAUAAAAUAUUAAUAUGUCAUCAAUGGAAAUUAGAUGAUUGCUUCUGAAGUAAGAUAAUUAUGGAAAUAAAACCCAAGACUCUGUGAA